AUGAACUAAAAAGAAAAUCUAAAAUAAAUACAAGAGACUUUAAAUAUUCAUCCUCAUCAUAAUAUUGGAGAAUUUACUUUGGAAUCUGAAUAAUCAGGAAAUUAUAAAAUUAUUUCAAAAGAAUAUGAUGCACAAACUUUAGAAGAAUAUCUGUAAGGGAGAAUUAAUUAUUGGCCAACUAUCAGUGAAAUAUAUAACAUAAUAAUUCAAGUCAUUGAGGCAUGUGUUCAUUUGGAAUAAUUAAAUAUAACUCAUAGAAAUUUGAAUAUGAAAUCAAUUUUAAUCUAAUAACUUCGAGAAAAUAUUGUAAUUGUGAAAGUAUUUAUUCUUUUAUAUAUUUCUAAUCAGAUUGUUGAUUUUAGUUCAGCUAUUAUUGGUUCCUUUUCGUUAUCCUAAAUUGUAAAUGAACCUCCUUUCUAAGCCCCAAAAAUUGUAGAACAAGAAAAAUAUAAUAGUAAAUGCGAUAUCUAUUCAGUAAUUCUUUGAGGCUAUGAGUAGUUAGGGAUUAUUUUAUAUCAAUUGUGUUUUAAAGAAUUAAACACUGAAGAGCUUAUUUCUUAAAAAUUAGGCUGUUAAUAAAAUAGAUUUGCAUUCAAAGAUCGAAUUUUGAAUAUGUUGAUGGAGAAGAUGCUUGUUCGUGACCCAAUAUAGAGAUUUGGAUGGAAUGAUUUAAAAAAACUAGAAGCCCUUAAGCCUCAACUAAUAAUUUUAAAAAAUAGAUAUCUGAUAGAUAAAAAAGGCCCCGUGGGAAAAGGAUAUUAAGGGGUAUUGUAUAAGACUUAUGAUCUGUAAAAUCUUGAAAUUACUUAUUGCACAAAAAUUAAUAAUUAAAAAGAAAGUUUCUAUAACGAAAUAUCAAUUAGUGCUCUUAUUUAGUAACAAAGUUUGAAUAAAAAAUGUAAAAACAUUAUACAAUUUUUUGAAAUUUUCAAAUAAAAUCAUACUGAAUAUAUUAUAAUGGAAUAUUGUGAAUUAAAUCUUGAUUAAUAUUUUGAGGAAAAGAAUUAUUUAAUGACAGAAGAGGAGAUAUUAAAUCUCUUAUCGUCUGUAAUAAAUGGAUACACACAUUUGAAGGGUUUAGGUAUUAUACAUAGAGAUAUCAAGCCAUCAAAUAUAUUAUUAAAAGAAGUUGAUGAUAAAAUAGUUUGGAAAGUUUAUUAUUUAAUAAUAUUAAAGCUUAUCGAUUUUGGUUGUGGAAAACUGUUGAAUUAGGACUUAACCUACACUAAUUUAGGAAGUGAAUUGUUCAAAGCCCCCGAAAUUAUUGAAAAUUAUCCCUAUAAUUAUCAAUGCGAUAUAUUUUCUGUAAUAUUUAAUGUAUACUUUAGUUAGGAGUUGUUUUGCAUUACUUAGUUUUUGAAGGAUAGCAUUAUUUUGGUUAACAAAAGGAUGAUUUUUCAUUGAGAUCAUACUAAUUAUCUUUAAGAGAUAAGCCAUUUUAGUGUCAAAAACCAUAUAAAAAAGUAAAUUUGAAUCAUUAUCUUAAGUUUUCAAAUAAUUUGCUCCAUGUGAUCGACAAAAUGUUGCUGUACAAUUCAGAAGAAAGAAUUGAUUGGAAUUCACUUUCAUAAGAGGUCAAUCUUAUCUAAAAUUAAAUUACGAAUGAAUUUUAAAAAUAGUUUGAGAAGGAUGUAUAAAUUAACAAUCUGGAUGAUCAUGAACCAAAAGAACCGCAAAAUUAAGACAAAAGUGUUUGGAGUGAUAAUUCACAAUCCCACAUUUUAUUUGAAAAAGGGAAGUUUAUAAAAUAAUUUAGGUAGAAAUUUAUAUUUGGAGAAUAAUUUUUAAGAGGCUAUAAUGGUUUUAGACUAAUCCUUAAAUUUGAAUAAGAAUGAUACAUAAGCACUCUUUUUCAAAGGUUUAGACAUUCUAAAAUAUUAGCCGAUAGUUUACGAAUGUUAGGCUGUUAUAAUGAAGCAAUUGAAUAUAUAGAUAAGAUAUUAUAAACACAUUAAAAUGAUGUUAAUGCAUUAUUGUGUAAAGGUAGAAAUCUUAAUAAGAUUAGCUGAUUGCCUAAAAAUGAUAAAUAACUUUGAAGAUUCUAUAUAUUGGACAGAUAAAGUAUUAUCGAUUGAUCCAAAUCAUAUAAAUUCUUUGUUUUGUAAAGGUAUUUCUACCAAUAUUUUAGGUGAUUGUUUAAAAAGAAAAGGUUUAUUUGAUAGUGCAAUUUAUUAUAUUAAUAAAGCGUUAUUGAUAAAUUCUGAGCACUUAAACUCAAUGUGGUGCAAAGGUAGUUUAGUUAUGAUUUAUCAGGUGAAAUCUUAAAAUUGAAUCACCAAUAUCAAGAAGCCAUUAUUUGGGUGGAUAAAGUUCUAUUACAUGAUAAUGCACACGUCAAUUCCCUAUAGUGUAAAGGUGAUCAAGUAUAAUUAUAAAAGCUGAAAUCUUAUAUAGAUAAGGAAAUUAUAAGGAAGCUAUCAUUUGUACAGAAUAAGCUUUAAAAAUUGAUUCUCAACAUGUAAAUUCAUUUUGGUGCAAAGGUAUUUUUCCAUGAAAUAAUGAGCUGAAUGUUUAAGAAUGUUAAAGGAAUAUUAAGAAGCCAUUAUUUGGUCAGAUAAAGCAUUAUUCAAUGAUUAAAAUCAUUUAAGCUCUUUAAGAUGCAAAGGUAAAAGGAAAUUAAAAAAUAGCUGAAAGUUUAAAAAUGUUAAGUAAAUACGAAGAAGCCAUUACUUGGGCAGAUAAAGCACUUUCCAUAAAUUCGUACCACAUAAACUCUUUAUAUUGUAAANGCAUUACUUAGUUUUUGAAGGAUAGCAUUAUUUUGGUUAACAAAAGGAUGAUUUUUCAUUGAGAUCAUACUAAUUAUCUUUAAGAGAUAAGCCAUUUUAGUGUCAAAAACCAUAUAAAAAAGUAAAUUUGAAUCAUUAUCUUAAGUUUUCAAAUAAUUUGCUCCAUGUGAUCGACAAAAUGUUGCUGUACAAUUCAGAAGAAAGAAUUGAUUGGAAUUCACUUUCAUAAGAGGUCAAUCUUAUCUAAAAUUAAAUUACGAAUGAAUUUUAAAAAUAGUUUGAGAAGGAUGUAUAAAUUAACAAUCUGGAUGAUCAUGAACCAAAAGAACCGCAAAAUUAAGACAAAAGUGUUUGGAGUGAUAAUUCACAAUCCCACAUUUUAUUUGAAAAAGGGAAGUUUAUAAAAUAAUUUAGGUAGAAAUUUAUAUUUGGAGAAUAAUUUUUAAGAGGCUAUAAUGGUUUUAGACUAAUCCUUAAAUUUGAAUAAGAAUGAUACAUAAGCACUCUUUUUCAAAGGUUUAGACAUUCUAAAAUAUUAGCCGAUAGUUUACGAAUGUUAGGCUGUUAUAAUGAAGCAAUUGAAUAUAUAGAUAAGAUAUUAUAAACACAUUAAAAUGAUGUUAAUGCAUUAUUGUGUAAAGGUAGAAAUCUUAAUAAGAUUAGCUGAUUGCCUAAAAAUGAUAAAUAACUUUGAAGAUUCUAUAUAUUGGACAGAUAAAGUAUUAUCGAUUGAUCCAAAUCAUAUAAAUUCUUUGUUUUGUAAAGGUAUUUCUACCAAUAUUUUAGGUGAUUGUUUAAAAAGAAAAGGUUUAUUUGAUAGUGCAAUUUAUUAUAUUAAUAAAGCGUUAUUGAUAAAUUCUGAGCACUUAAACUCAAUGUGGUGCAAAGGUAGUUUAGUUAUGAUUUAUCAGGUGAAAUCUUAAAAUUGAAUCACCAAUAUCAAGAAGCCAUUAUUUGGGUGGAUAAAGUUCUAUUACAUGAUAAUGCACACGUCAAUUCCCUAUAGUGUAAAGGUGAUCAAGUAUAAUUAUAAAAGCUGAAAUCUUAUAUAGAUAAGGAAAUUAUAAGGAAGCUAUCAUUUGUACAGAAUAAGCUUUAAAAAUUGAUUCUCAACAUGUAAAUUCAUUUUGGUGCAAAGGUAUUUUUCCAUGAAAUAAUGAGCUGAAUGUUUAAGAAUGUUAAAGGAAUAUUAAGAAGCCAUUAUUUGGUCAGAUAAAGCAUUAUUCAAUGAUUAAAAUCAUUUAAGCUCUUUAAGAUGCAAAGGUAAAAGGAAAUUAAAAAAUAGCUGAAAGUUUAAAAAUGUUAAGUAAAUACGAAGAAGCCAUUACUUGGGCAGAUAAAGCACUUUCCAUAAAUUCGUACCACAUAAACUCUUUAUAUUGUAAAGGUAUUCAAUUCUUAACGAAUUUAGCUGAUAGUUUAAGAAUGCUGAGCAAAUACCAAGAAGCCAUUGAGUAUUCAGAUAGAGUUCUAUCAAUAAACCCGAAUCACAUUAAUGCUCUACUUUGUAAAGGUAAUAAAAAUUAAAUAUGUCAGCUGAUAGUUUAAGAAUGUUGUAUUAGUAUAAAGGUGCCAUUAUUUGCUUAGACAAAAUACUAUAAAUAGAUUCAUAUCAUUUAAUUUCUUUAUUUUGCAAAGGUAAUUAACAUAAUUUGAAUUGAAGGGGAAUCAUUACGUAUGUUAAAAUAAUACAAUGAAGCUCUAUCUCAAUAUUAUUUGAUUCUCUCAAUCGACUCCAACCACAAACAAUCUCUUGCAUCUAUCGGUCAUUCAAAUUUAUAAUUUCUUAGAAGUAUGCCUAUAAGAUUAAAUGAAUUUAAAUGGAGAAUUAGACGUUUAUAAUAAGGUCAUUUCAAUUGAUCAUAAUG
Messenger RNA from Paramecium octaurelia, 4597 nucleotides. The record is from the annotation of a GenBank genome assembly. Lineage: Eukaryota; Ciliophora; Oligohymenophorea; Peniculida; Parameciidae.